Malurus melanocephalus (red-backed fairy wren) is the source of this 5364-nucleotide messenger RNA. It is a transcript of the gene MARVELD2, whose product is annotated as MARVEL domain containing 2. Gene Ontology annotation, cellular component: cytoplasmic vesicle; apical plasma membrane; bicellular tight junction. Lineage: Eukaryota; Metazoa; Chordata; Aves; Passeriformes; Maluridae. Gene Ontology annotation, biological process: bicellular tight junction assembly. The record is from RefSeq and is a predicted model, not a curated record. The coding region runs from base 273 to 1862 and encodes 529 amino acids. The transcript is spliced from 6 exons.
CCGGCGCCCCGCSGUUUCGGGAAAGCUCCCGCCGUUCCCGGCCGGGGCGGUCCCGCCACUCCCGGCCGGCCGGAAGCUCCCGCCUCCCGGGCGAAGGCCGUGGGGCCGCCGCAGGUGAGGUCGCUGGGGCGCUGCAGGUGUCGGGCGGCUCCUCCCGGGCCGGUGGGCGCUCUCCGCCCGGCUCGUCCUUCUCCGGCGCCGAGCGCCCUCGGGACCCCGCGGCAGUUCCGUCCCGUCGGGUGAGCCGAGCGGGGCCGGGCCGAGUGCCGGCCAUGUCGCGGAGCUCGCAGGGCGGGCGGCCCGGCAGGUCCCCGCUGCCCCGCGGAACCAGCCCCGGCUCCACCGCCGCCCCGCUGCCGCCGCCRCCSCUGCCCCUGCAGCCUCCCUUCGGCCCCGGCGGGGCCAGCCCCGGCCCCAGCGGCCCGGCAGAGCUCAAGCCGGUUCGGCGGUUCAUUCCGGACUCGUGGAAGAACUUCUUCAAAGGGAGACGCCACCCCGGCUCCAGUUGGGACAGCACGGCCUCCGACAUCAGGUACAUCUCGGACGGGGUCGAGUGCUCGCCGCCUCCGUCUCCCGCCCCGCUGCCGCCGGGGACCAAGGCGGUGCCCGGCUCCUACACGGACCCCUUCGGGGGGUCGGGAGGGAGCUACAACUCUCGCAAGGAGGCCGAGGCCAUGCUGCCCUCCGGAGACCCCUUGGGCUCGCUGGAGCGCCGCGCCGGCACCGGGCAGACGUACAGCGAGCGGGUGGAGGAGUACCACCAGCGGUACGCCUACAUGAAGUCCUGGGCAGGGCUGCUCAGGAUCCUCGGCGUGGCCGAGCUGCUGCUGGGCGCCGCCGUCUUCGCCUGUGUCACCGCCUACGUGCACAAGGACAACGAGUGGUACAACAUGUUCGGGUACUCGCAGCCCUACGGAUACGGGGCGGGCAGCGCCUACGGGGGAUACUCCUACAGCGGCCCCAAAACUCCUUUCAUCCUGGUGGUGGCGGGAAUGGCGUGGAUCGUCACCAUAGUGCUGCUCGUGCUUGGCAUGUCCAUGUACUACCGGACUAUCCUCCUCGAUUCCAACUGGUGGCCUCUGACYGAGUUUGGGAUCAAUGUGGCCUUGUUCUUCCUGUACAUGUCGGCUGCCAUCGUGUACGUCAAUGAUACCAACCGAGGUGGGCUCUGCUAUUACCAGCUGUUUAAGACGCCGAUCAACGCGGCUUUUUGCCGUGUGGAGGGAGGUCAGACUGCAGCAAUCAUCUUCUUGUUUGUYACGGUGAUCAUGUAUCUAAUCAGUGCGGUGGUUUGUCUAAAGUUAUGGAGGCACGAAGGGGCCAGGAGGCACAGGGAAUUAAUGGAACAGGAGAUGAAAACACAGUCGUCUUUUCCAGAAAAGAAGUAUGAAAAUGAUGACAGACAAAGAGAAGAAGUCAGUUACAGACAACUCAAGUCACUGGAAAGAAAACCAGAGCUACUUAAUGGUCAUAUACCUGCAGGCCACAUUCCUAAACCUAUCGUGAUGCCAGACUACUUAGCGAAAUACCCUGUAAUUCAAACAAAUGAAAUGAGAGACCGGUACAAAGCGGUAUUCAAUGACCAGUUUGCUGAGUAUAAAGAACUGUCUGCGGAAGUUCAUGCUGUAUUAAARAAGUUUAAUGAGCUGGAUGCAUUGCUGAAACAGCUUCCACACCAUCCUGAAAGCAUAUAUGAACAGGAAAGGAUAUCMAAAGUUCUUCAAGAAUACAAGAAGAAGAAAAACGAUCCUGCAUUUCUGGAGAAAAAGGAGCGUUGUGAAUAUCUGAAGAAUAAGCUUUCUCACAUAAAACAACGAAUUCAGGACUAUGAUAAAGUUAUGAAUUGGAAUGUAGAAACUUAGCUAUGCCUUCACCUUGUGGAUGCUAUGUUCUAUUUUUUAAAUCGAUGUGCAUAUUUUAACCUAUUUAUUUACUCAUUGAACAGUACACUUUUGGGGAUUACUUAAUCGCUGUCAUAUAUUUAGAUGAUGUACAUUACUGAUAGGUUUUGUAUGUAGAACCAAUUGUAAUUGAAGUUAUAAGUUAGGAAACCUCUUCUCACAUUCUGCUUUCAUUAGUGUGAAUCCGUAGCCUCUUAAUAUGAAUACUUCAGUUGAAAAUACUUCAUUUGCAAACUUGCAAAGCCUGCCAGAGAAAUCAGUUUCUAAAUACCUUGUGGAAAGUUUGCGCAGAAAUGCUGUUAACAAUUUUGGAUUUUAUUUGUAUGUGACAUCUUGGUGAUACCACAAAGAGCUGAGCUGUUCUUUAUGUCUGGGGUUUGAUGAACUGCCUAAUUGUAUUGAGUAAUUUGGGCAAUUCAGAAGCUAGUUUAAUAAGAAUUUUUGUAUUCUAUUUCCAAAUGCUGUAUGUUAUGCCAGAAAUUAUUUUGAAUUUUGCCCAACAAGAGAUUAAAAAUAGCUUCUUAUUUAAGCAUCUGGGGGAGGGGGACUUGGAUUUGCUUUUUUUAUUGCCCUCUUCAGACAUGAUGCAACAAAUCUAUAUUUGGUCUUAAAGGAAUAGAGGUACAGGAUGAGAUAURUUAAUGUUCUAUUAGUGUUGCUAUAGGUUGCUGCGCUCUGCUCACUUUCCUGGGUCUUGCUGUUAGGAGUACAUGUGUUUAAGGGCAAAACACUUCACUCUUCAUCAGCAAAUAACAGGACUAAAAUUUUUGUCUAGGCAACUGCUGUUUGUGAACUUGGCAUUCAGCGAGUAAGGACAGCAAAAUGAAUUCUUAUUCAAAGUAUAAAUUGUUAGUAUCUUCUAUAAGGCCAGGUAAAAUGUUCUUUAAAACCUUUCCAGAGCAUAUUUGCAUAAAUUCAAUAUAUAUUUUUAUAUUUUCUUGGGGAUAUUAUCCUGGGGAUAGGUUUGUAUAUGCAAGUAUUUUCAUAAGCCAGUAAAUUUUCUCUUUGUAUCCUUUUUCUUAUCUUUAGUAAUUAUUUUUACUUACUGAAAUUUUUAGAAGCAUUGACAGUUUCUUUGUACAGUUUUCUACGAUUGCAAUUUAUCUGUUCUGAAAUGUUUUUUAAUAUUAAAAAGCCCCACCAGUGUAGCCAUGUUACUUUAUUGCUUAUAAAGACAUUUUGUUAGAAAAAGGUGCUCUGAUUAUGGUUAUUGCAGAUUUUUGUUGGUGAUUUGUUUUUUCUUUGAAUGAAAGUUUUUGACUUCUGCCUUAAUUAAAAGGAGCAAUAUCAGAAAGGCCAUUUCCAGUUUAGAAUGGUUAUGGUACUACUACCUCUGCUCUUCACUAGUGGAAACAUAUUAACAUACCUCACUCAGCCCUUCUGGUUUUUCAGCCCUUAUAAUUCACACUGCAGCCCUGAUGGCCACACACCCACUUUCAUAUUUAUAAAAUUGACAUUCCAAUUUUAUCAGCCACUUAAUUCUGAGAGCUUUAGUGGAUGAAGUAAAUAGCUCAAGAUGCCAUGGGAACACUGAGAGAAUUUUAAAACUUGGCACCUCUUCAYUUCAAAGCCUUCAAUCUUGUCUGCCUGGAAGGUGCCUCUAUAUUUUCAUAAUUCUGAAAACAGAUGACAAGCCAGUACCAUACCUUGGUCUCAUUUCAGUGCCUCUCUCUUUCAUUCUGGUUUGUAUUAAUUUUAAAUGGGAAGCCUCUCUUCCUUAUAAAGAACAUGGGCCAAUUUUUUGUACUUCUUGUGCUGAAUACUUGUUAAAUUGUUAUUUGUAAGACAAGUAUUUGUCCAAAUCUCCACAAUCUGAAUAAACAAUCUCUCACUGUACACCUAAGUUUCUCAUUUUUUUCUCGGGGCGAGUUCCAGGCAUURCAUCAGUAACAGAAGAAGAUUAAAUGCCAGUUUGAGGAUCAGCUGCUGUUCAUAAAGUGCUAACAAUAAACUGACCGAUGGUUUUUUUGGAAGAUUCACAGUCUGCACCCUUAAUAGGUCUUCUUUCUGCAGGACAGCAAGACCCAGUUCCAGGCUCAUUUUGACAGUGGUCUGAGUUUCAGUCUUUGAGAUACCACCUCCUGGUCCUUGUGACAGCGUCUGCAUAGCCUGUGGAGAACCAUCAUGCUUCUCCUUUCCUGCAAAGUUUCCAACAAAUGGUUGGGAAAAGAGACUGCCAUACCUGUGGAAUARGGAAAUUAGGUGGAAACAUCCAUAUGUGGAUUCUCUUAUGUUUCCCUGCAAGAUGCCAUGGGAGUGGCCAAGUAGAUUUUCCAAAUGUURGGAAGAGAGGCUGAGAGAGAAGUAUUCCCUUCUGCCCACCUUUUGAGUUCCAAACAGGGUUAGUGUAGAGCACGACAGAAGUUACCAUCCCAAGGUAUGCAGGCCAUGCUAAGGCUGCAGCAAUGUUUUGCAAACAUUGCAGUAAAUCACUUGCUCAGAAUGGCUAAAACACUUCUGGUGUAUUCAGUCUCUCUGCUGAUUUUGUUCUAACCUACAAAAGGAGACCCCUACAAAAGGGUCUCAUCARCAAUGGGGUAGACAUGCUGAAGAAAAAUGACUAGUCUGAGUUGAACAUUUUAAUCUCUCAGAGAAAUUAAUGAAAUUAGAAUUAAUGGCUGGGAGCURAGGCAAGUUGGAGCAAGACACAAGUUAAGAGGAAAGUGAGGGAGAAUCCCUCAAUUUGAGUUACCGUCAGAACUACCAAGGAAAGUCRUCUCUUGAUACCCUUAAAGAAUACAAGGUAUGCUCCAGACAAAACAGAAUUUUUUAGAUUAUUAUCACCCUAGUCUGUUUGUGCAGUCCCUCUAGGCUCAGCUCUGUAAAUGCACACUUUUUCAUGUACGUGUAAACAAUCUGCUAUGUGGUYUUACUCGUGUGACUGGGUUUUUGCAGAAGUUAGUUAAGUAUGUAUGAAUCACCAAGGAAUACUGCCCUGCAUCUGUGAGCAUUAUUUUAGCUACAGCCUGUCCUCAAACACCRUAUAUAACAAGAAGUUUUAUCCUUCAGUCUUCCUUUUUGAAAAUGCUUGCCUGGCCCCACAGAUCUACAAAGCAAGAUACUGAAGAUCCUUAAUAUUUCUAUGAAUGCAGUAGUUUCUAAACUGGACUUUUGUUUCUUCUUGUCUUUGUAAGCAUUUGGCUAUCCUCGAUAAAAACAACUGUGGUAAGAUUGGCAUACCUCUUACUAAACUGUACAUCUUUUCAGGUCAGAUAAAGCGGUGCCUAACRAACAUACCCAAAAGUUUGUCUCACACAAUAAUCUGAUUACUUUCAUGACAGAAAUUGACUACAAAUACCCAUGGCAAUGAAAAGCUUGAUUAUUUUGAAAUUGUAAAAGAAGGUAUCCAGAAUGUAAUUUAUUAAUUUCAAAAUUGUGAUGGGAUUUCAAAUACUUGUACGAUCAAGUUUUACAAAAUUAUUGUAUGUCCCGGGUUUCAGUCCAGCACUGGGAAAGUCUGGCC